Molecule: messenger RNA, 1479 nt
Organism: Mesocestoides corti
Lineage: Eukaryota; Metazoa; Platyhelminthes; Cestoda; Cyclophyllidea; Mesocestoididae
Source: the annotation of a GenBank genome assembly
AAACUCGAAGCUUUUCGCCACAUACUGUAUGGCUGUAAAUUUGGGGACAGGGAAAAAAAACUUGCAUCUCAACUUAUUGGAAGGUUUUUCAAACAUUUUAAAAGUGAACAAGAGAAAAGUUUUAAUUGUCUUUUGGAUCUUUGUGAUGACAAUGAUCCUGCCAUUCGUAAACAGGCUGUUCACGACCUCCAACAAAUUUGUAAAUCUGCACCUGUCUACGUUCCACAAGUGUCCGAUAUUUUGAGCCAAAUGCUUGCUACCGACGAUUCUUCGGAGGCGCAUGUAAUUAGUUUGGUGCUUUUCAGUUUGCUUGAAACUGACCCAAAGAAUACCUUGGUUGGCAUCUUCAACCAAAUAAUUUCGGGUAAUUCCAAAUUAACAAAGGAAAAUUUAAUUAAAUUCGUAUCUCAAAACUAUAAACUGCUUCCUGAAAGCAGAGUAAACACUGAAUUAGAGGAAUUCCUGGUUGAAUACGCAAUUAAAGUACUUCGAGACGUUCCGGAAAUCAAAUUAAUUCAAGUUAUUCCGAUUAUCUCUUCUUUGAAAUGUAUAUCUUCUCUACAAGAACGGCAAAAACUAGUAAAUGUGUUAACAGAUCAAGUUAUUCAAGCAGUGCCUGAUUUUAAUCCCUUGGAUGCAUCCUGCAUUGCUCACGUUAGAGAAGGUGGGAAUCAAGUGGCCCGCUUCUUAUCGAAAAAUGCUUCAGCGGGUUCAUUUCUGAAAUAUGUUCUCACAAAAGUUGUGCCGAAUAUUUCGCUUAUGAAGAACCCCCUUGAUCAAAGGAAUAUUCUGCAUCUCGUGGCGAAACUUUGUCUCCAUCCUGGCGAAUCCUUUAAGUCGAGUUCGCUGCAAGAUUCGCAGAAAAUGUUAUUGCCUUUAUAUAAUUACCUAAUGGAAGUAUUGCCCGAUGUACCUUCUGACCCAAACCAGUUCUUCCAUAGCAGUGGUGUUUCUACUCUCGGUGACAAAGUUUUGGCUGCUGCAUUUACGCUGGAAUGUCUUCUUUACGCCCUUUUGAAUCUAGUUCAGUUUCACCCCUUGUUUUUCGGAAUGGCCGAAUUAGCUGAAGAUGAUGAUUCGUUAAGGGAGGGAGUUUGCCGUUUGCAGUCCUUGCGUCACAAAGUUCAGUAUUUGGCACGCCUAAUUCAAUCACAUAAAUCCACCAUUAUUGCUAGGUGGCAACUGACUUUUAACAAAGAUUUGUAUCCCGACGUAACCUCUCUGGUGGUCAGAAGUGCCCUCGAGAACGUUGAGAUUAUGGCGCGAUGUCUUCUUCGUAACCGAAUAGACUCUGGGGUAUUGGGUAAAGUCACGCCUUCUUGGAUAAAUUCCAAACCGGAAUUAAAACGAUCAAUGCCGGUGUUGACGUCAGCUUCGCUUUCCACUACGGCUAAGCGAAACGUCAGGCAGCAAUUCCCUCAAGUCCCGGCAGGACGCUGGUCCAAGAGAUUUAGACGCGGUGGCGGUCGCCGUUUCUAG